UUCACCAAAUAAAAAAAACAAAAAGCUAGGUUACAGAAAAUGAGCAACCUCCGCAAAUUGAUGCACUAGCUUCUGUGUUUCAUAUCACUUGUGCGUUUUGUGCUGCAUCUCUUGUCUGAAAAUGGGCCACGGAGGAUAUAACAAGCGCAAACCGCCGGCGAAUAAUCGGCGGCCCAAAGGCGCCACCGCUGCCAUUGACAAGCCCAAGCCCAGUAAGUCCAAGUCGUCUGGCUCUCUCAAGAACCAAAUUCGAUCCACCGAGCGUUUUCUCCGUAAGGAUCUUCCUGCCGAUGUUAGAGAGGUCCAAGAAAAGAAGUUAGAAGAGCUCAAGAAGCAGAUAGAACUUCAGACACGUUUGGUUAAUGAACGGAAAACAUUUUUGCUGGAUAGAAAAAAAAAGUUUUUCGAGAGGAGGAAAAUUGAACGGAGAAUGAGACGUCUGGAAAAACAGCAUCGUAUUUCAGCAGGACAGACCCAAGAAGCUGAGAUAUCUGAUCAGCUUUUAAAACUGAAAGAGGACCUUGAAUAUGUUAGGUUCUUUCCUAAAAAGGAAAAAUAUGUACCUCUGUUCAUGGGGGGUGAUGAUACGGAAACUGUUGAUAGGCGGAAUGUUUUGCGGAAGCAGAUCAAGGCAAAUAUAAUUGCUGCUGCAGCAAGUGGGAAAGAUUUAGAAGAGACUGGGAGUGAGGAUGAUGGUCAUUUGGAUCCAAGUGAAGAUGACUUCUUUUUAAUUGGAAGCUCCAGUGAUGAAGCUGAUGCAGAUGAUGAAUGGACAGAUAAAAGCACAAGGGAACAAGCUUCUAGUACUUCUGGCAAAGCUGCAUCUGGGAUGUCAAGUGAUGAGAAAACUCAGCGGCAGUUAUCUGCUCGUGCUUUAAUGCCUCCACCUGGGCCAUCUAAAAGGUUAAGUUCAGUUAAUGUAAAGCCCAGGUUUGAAGGCUCAUCAAGCAAGAAACCAUUCACACGCAGGCCUGAAGAUUUCGCCUUGUCAAAUAGCAUGAGCGGAUCAUCCUUUAGAAACGAUGGAUACUCAAAUUUACAUGCUGGCAAUAGGAGCAAUCCGAGUUUAAAUUUUAGAAAUAGGGCAAUUUCAAAUCCACGCACUGACAACAAUUUCAGUGGCAACUCUGGUGUCCGGAGAAACACAAUUUCACUUACAAGCAACAGUAGCAAUUUGAGUUCCAACUCUGAUGCUCGAAAACCGCGAAGAAAGAGACGGCCCAAGAAGAAAAAAGAGCAGGCAUGAAUGAGGGAAUCUGCGAAUACCGGACAAAAUGAAAAGAAAUGCUGACACCGGAUUUCUUUGGAAGGAUUAUGAAGCUUACUUUUAAUUAUAUAGGGAAAAUUGGAGAAGUCAUCGACACUGACACUAAUGCUCCAUGCAAAUUGAAAAUUUUGGAGCUACGUUUUUGUUUAAUCCGCUAUCACUUCAUAUUGUAAAAUUACAUAUUUUCAUGGGCUAGUCAAGGAUUGACUGCUUUGUUUGUGGGAUUAACUCAAUUAUUAUUAUUGUUUAUUUUUGUUAUUAUUAUGAAUAGAUUUGUAAGAUGUAAUGAUUUAUAAUUGUUAGAUGAAGUGUUGUGUGAUUGUGAA
This is a messenger RNA of Daucus carota subsp. sativus, 1593 nucleotides long. Its product is annotated as rRNA-processing protein EFG1. Bases 122 to 1246 code for a protein of 374 amino acids. NCBI's taxonomy places the organism in Eukaryota, Viridiplantae, Streptophyta, Magnoliopsida, Apiales, Apiaceae. Gene Ontology annotation, cellular component: preribosome, small subunit precursor; nucleolus. The transcript has 8 exons. The record is from RefSeq and is a predicted model, not a curated record. Gene Ontology annotation, biological process: maturation of SSU-rRNA from tricistronic rRNA transcript (SSU-rRNA, 5.8S rRNA, LSU-rRNA).